This is a messenger RNA of Carassius carassius (crucian carp), 1475 nucleotides long. RefSeq names its product beta-2 adrenergic receptor-like. The record is from RefSeq and is a predicted model, not a curated record. Gene Ontology annotation, cellular component: membrane. Gene Ontology annotation, biological process: G protein-coupled receptor signaling pathway. Gene Ontology annotation, molecular function: trace-amine receptor activity. NCBI's taxonomy places the organism in Eukaryota, Metazoa, Chordata, Actinopteri, Cypriniformes, Cyprinidae. The transcript has a single exon. The coding region runs from base 88 to 1149 and encodes 353 amino acids.
UGCGCAGGGUGCCGUGCCUUGCCUCCGAGCAAAGAGGAGAAAUCCCACUGUGCUACUGACAGGAAUUUUACGCGCAGCUGAACAAGGAUGCCAGAGGAGCUCGCAAACUGCAGUGUGUGUUGCUGUACCACGACCAAUAAGAUACUCCUGGUGGUCUUCAUGGUAUCACUGAUAUUUGCUAUACUCUUCGGAAACCUCUUGACAUUAACAGUGGUCGUUGGAACGAAACACUUCCACACUCCACAGGGUUAUUUAAAAGCCUCACUGGCCGUGGCAGACCUGGCUGUGGGCAUUUUUGUGGUGCCCGUCUCCGUUUACGCAGAAUUAUCUCUCAUGAUCUACAAUUCAAUGCCAGAGUGGACUGCGCGCAAUUCCCAAACCACACUUUUCCACCCGUGCAAUUUCAUCGGACCUGUAUUUGCGGGAUGCACUUUAGUUUCCAUUACAACAAUUUUCCUCCUGACUAUUGAAAGGAGCAUUGCCGUUUUGAGGCCACUGCAUAAGGAAUCAGUCAUAACUAAAAAAAGAACAAGCAUACUAAUAGUCUUUUCCUGGAUGGGCAGUUUUUUCCUGGCAAUAUCUCCACUGGUUUUCAGCGAUGAAAUCGCGCUGGAGUACAAUCCUUGCAGCCGCAUGUGCAAUUACGCGCUUGGAAGCACAGACUUCCCAUCGCAAGCUUGGAACAUUCUCUUACUCUUCCCUGCCUUUGACUUUACACUGCUCGGAGGUACUGUUGUCAUCAAUAUCAUAUCCCUCACCACAAUCCGCCAGCAUUCAAAAAGAAGGAAACAUCUCGCACAGACCGAGAGUCAAAGCUCAACGAAACCAACCUUCUCCGACAUCAAGGCUGCCAAGACAAUAGGAACUCUGACGCUGGCUUUCACCGCUUCUUUCACUCCCAUCGCCGUGUUUGUAGUUGGGAAUGUGUUGGGAAACGAAUGGUGCAAUUUUGCGUUUUUUGCCUUUUGGAUUCUGACUUCGAACAGCUGCUGUAAUGUUAUUAUAUAUGGUGUGAGAGACCAGAAGUUUAGAAGUCGCGCGUAUCAGCUGCUCACAUCCGCUCAGUUGAACACUGCGCGUAAAAAGCCUGAGUAUGAAAACACUGUAAAUGGGGGGAAAGACAAUGAGGAAAUAGACAAGCAAACCUAAUGAAUGAUAUUACUGAGCAGCAGCCCGAUUUAGAUGGUGCUUUUUUAUUACAUAAGCUGUAGUAUCUGGUUUCUAGCUGGACAUUAGGUGGACCAAGCCGGUUAAAAUGGCUUAUAGCUGGUUUGUUGCUGGUUCAAGGUCUACCAGGAACACAACUGUUAUCUUAACCUGCCAGCUUUCUAGUCCCCCUAAAAAAACUGGAGGUCAAGAUACGUUGAGGAUAUGGAUCAUUCCUUGUAAUCAAACCUACAAUGUUUUUAUUAUCAGCUUAGAUAUCCAACCAUUAGGCCACAGGGUGCCUAUUGAUGCCAGUGUUAUUUAAUGCC